AUGCGAGCCAAGAGCCCCGGAGAAAAUGCCAACCUGACCCUGAUCCCCGGGGAUGUCUUCGUCAUCGAAGCCUACAUUCAAGUUCAUUGGCCCUGGUUGACUCUCUUUGUGGUCGAGACACUCAUGGCUACCUGGCUGUUGGCUCUCACGAUUAUGAUGACCAAAGACGAACCGCUGUACAAGAGUUCCGCGUUGGCAUUGCUCAAGCAUAGAAUUCCGGGUUGGGAGAAAGAUGGGAGCAGUAGCAAGGUGUCUAUCAAGCGUGGCUCUCAAGUGGUCGAUUACGAAGUUGAGGUGAAGCAAUCGGUCAUAGAAGUCAGGGACACAGAGAAGCGGUUGAAAGAUAGCGCGCGGGAUGUGUUGGUUCAGUUCGACCGGGGAAGUGCAGGAGAAACGAUUGUUACUACACGAACAAGGGCGAAAUAG
Molecule: messenger RNA, 426 nt
Organism: Podospora pseudocomata
Lineage: Eukaryota; Fungi; Ascomycota; Sordariomycetes; Sordariales; Podosporaceae
Exons: 2
Coding region: 1-426 (141 amino acids)
Source: RefSeq, a predicted model, not a curated record